Messenger RNA from Plasmopara halstedii, 1404 nucleotides. Its product is annotated as WD40 repeat protein. Lineage: Eukaryota; Oomycota; Peronosporomycetes; Peronosporales; Peronosporaceae. The transcript has 6 exons. The record is from RefSeq and is a predicted model, not a curated record. Gene Ontology annotation, biological process: nucleocytoplasmic transport. Gene Ontology annotation, molecular function: protein binding. Gene Ontology annotation, cellular component: nuclear pore. The coding region runs from base 1 to 1404 and encodes 467 amino acids.
AUGACUUGGAUCCUACCAAAUGAGGAUGCUGUGACACUGGGCGAGCUGAAUGGCGAGCUCUACAACGUCUCAAAAAAAGGUGAUUCGCGCGUGGGAGAUGAAUUUAUAAGACGCGGUGGUCGUGUGUAUUCACCGGCACGUGUAACCAUCUUUAAACCGCGUCCAAUCGGUCAGAGUGAGUCAUUGAACGAUGAUCAAGUCGAAGAGCUGGAUGCGGGCAUUUUGAGACUAUUAAAGCGCGCGUUGAACGCGAUGAAGACUCUCCUUUUGGAUGAUGAGUUGCUAGUAUUUAAUCGCGUUAUUAAAGUUGCUGGGGGUGCCAUGCAAAAUCUACUGGAGGCUACAUCGAAUGAUAAGGACCUGGAUAUGCAGCAGUCAGCAAGGAGCUCGAAUGACGAGACAAUCAUUGACUUAAACUGGCAUCCGUCGCGAGACGUGCUUGCUGUGGCUCAAUCGGGUGGUGUUGUGACUCUGUAUCAUGUGGAGAGCGCAUCAUGGGACGCUAGAGUACUUGAACAUCCCAAGCAGGUGGACAUCGGCAGCAUCGAAUGGGGAAAAUUUACAGGCAAUACGCUGGCUGUUGCAUGUAAAACAGGGAUUUUUCUUUGGAAAGUUCCAGUAAAGGAAAAAGAGCCUGAAUUGCUAGAGAUCUUGAAGCAUCCAAGCAAUACCGGGUUUAGUCAUGUCUGUUGGAACGCAGAUGGGAGCUUGUUGGCGGCGUAUUACAGAGGAUCUAAGGAAAUCGUUUUAUUUGACGUAAUCUUUUCGCGAAGUACUGUGCUGCAAUGCUCGUACAAUUUGUCGACACUGCAUUGGUCUCCAAAUAGCGCAUAUCUAUUCGCGACUACCGAAGCUGAUGUAUCUUUGAUGUGGGAGACCUUGACAUGGAAGAGAGAGACGUGGGAGGUCGCUGCCGAGGGUUGCGGAUGGUCGAACGAUGGACGCUGUUUGCUUGUCGGUCUUCGUAACAGCACCCUGCUGUAUCCAUAUGUUUUUCAAAAUUGUCCUCCUUCACUAGAUGCCCAAAUAAGCUCCCCCGCUCUUGAUUUUGCUGAAAUGCAGCAUUUUUCACUUGACCGAAGCGCCUCUGCCAUUGUCGGUGGCAAGAUUAAGGAUAUCGUCUGGGAUCCUAGUGGAUCACGAGUUGCAGUCACUUAUCGUACAUCUGGCCAGGGACUUUGUCAGCCUGGCACAUCAAAGCUAGUCGCUGUUUUCAGUGUGUCCUGGCAACCGUUUUUGAUUUUUACUCGCAGUGGACUUUUGCGUGGGCCUCCUAACGCCGGUGUACCUUUAAGGCUGGCAUUUGCCUCAACUUUUAAACACGGAGCACUCUUAAGCGUUGCAUGGAGCAGCGGCUUGAUUUCAUUCCAUCCAUUUUAUUUCAAAGACCCCAAGAAAGCAUAG